Molecule: messenger RNA, 1831 nt
Organism: Calidris pugnax (ruff)
Lineage: Eukaryota; Metazoa; Chordata; Aves; Charadriiformes; Scolopacidae
Gene: MALL
Product: mal, T-cell differentiation protein-like
Exons: 4
Coding region: 1033-1494 (153 amino acids)
Biological process (GO): myelination
Cellular component (GO): membrane
Molecular function (GO): structural constituent of myelin sheath
Source: RefSeq, a predicted model, not a curated record
UUGAGUCUGAGCCAGGCACUGGUUUUGUCUGGUGUGAAAUGUUUUAAAACAAGAUCUUUCAAAGACCACAGCUCCCUGCACAGAGCCUGAAGCCAGCUCCCGCCAGCAGUGGCUGUAAAGCUGGAGCCUCCAGAAAUGCCACAAAGCACUUCCCCGGCCUAGGAGCGGCUCAGAAGAUGAGAAACAUUAUGGAUUUGAUCUUUGUUCUGUUAUUGCACAACAGCUUGGCAUAAAAGCCACAUUCCUAGGGCAUCACUUGGCUCUCCUAACAGAAAUAUAUCUUACCAGGAUAUUGUCCUCCUCCUGCUGCAGAGUAUUGCCUGAGACACUGAAUGACUUUAAGCCAUGAGGCAGAGAUGCCACCUUUAGCCUUUCAUCCCACCAGUUAUCCAUGACUUAUGGGGUGAAGUGGAGUCCUCUGGAAAAAACAACAUGUGCUUGUUGAAUUGAAAGCGCAUUUUCCAGGAGGCAGAAGUUAAAGCUGUCCCGGUAGCUGUCCUUCAGACCUUUCUGGGUGUUUAGGGGGACACACAGGCAAGUCCUCCCAUCUCUUACCAGUGUGUUGAGUUGUCUGUAGAAAACGUUUGGCUGCAAGUUUUCGAAGGCUGGGUGUGCCUGUGGGGGGGUGUAGGGGGGUGUCUGACGUGAACACAGAGCAGAAACCUGAACAGAAAAGGGGAGGAGGCAACAGCAGUGGAAGUGAAAAUAUUUCAGGCUUGAAAGAGUGCCAAGGACAAAAACCCAUUGCGGGAAACAUUUCCGCCCCGGCGUGGGGUAGGAUUUUUUUUCUUUCCCCUCUCGUUAAAGCCCUCGAGUGGAUUGUGUGCCGGCGGCAGGGCUGGGGUCCUGCUGCUGUCCCAUCCCAGCGCUGGCAGCAGGGUGUGUGGAGCCAGCCCCGGUGACUGGAGGGCUCCUUCCGCGGCGCGGUGCCAGCCUGGGCUGGUUUCUGCGAUGACCUCCCUGUGGGUGUGUCGGUUAAAACCCCGCGCCGGCGGUGUGAGCCGCAGCAGUCACGGCACCAGCUGAGGAGAGAUGGCCUCGGCCUGUAACCCCCCGGCCCCCACGCAGCCUGCCCUGCCCUCCGGACCCGCCGUCUUCAAAACCAUCCCCUACGCCUUCAUCCUGCCGGAGAUACUCUGUGGGACCUGGGUGUGGAUCCUCGUCGCUGCUACCACCGUCGCCUUCCCACUGCUGCAGGGAUGGGUGAUGUACGUGUCCCUCAGCUCCUGCCUCAUCUCCCUGCUGCUCCUCAUAAGCUACCUCUUGGGCUUCCACAAAAACAGCGAGAACUGGAAAGUGAUGGACAGUUUGUACCACGGUGCCACGGCCAUUCUGUACAUGAGCGCUGCUGUCCUGCAAGCCAACGCGACCAUCAGAUCUGAAACCGGCCCACACUCACCCCUUUACUACCAGCUCAACAGCGCGGCCUCGUUCUUUGCCUUCAUCACAACCUUCCUGUACAUCCUCCACGCUUUCAGCAUCUACUACCAGUGAGCCUGGCGGCGCCGGAUUCGCCACUGCGGAAAGAGAGCUUUCCCAGGGAGAGGGAUGCAGCCAUCUUCCACCAGAGUGUCCUGGCCUGGGCCUGGCACCGACCCUGGGGGGAGGGCAGUUGCUUUUUCAUUAAAGGAGGGAUUUUUGUACAGCGUUGUUGGGUUAUGUGCUUGUUGGGGUCAUUUUGCACCCGGCCGGUGGGCGACACAAGGGGAGGGAUGGGGUGCAGGCUCCCAGCCAGCCUCCCACUCUGAUGUUCCACUAAAUAAUAAUGACCAAGGGAAGAGAAGAAAAAAUAAUAAUAAUAAUAAAAAAAAUAAUCACUGUUUCUUCAGCA